Molecule: messenger RNA, 1215 nt
Organism: Rotaria sordida
Lineage: Eukaryota; Metazoa; Rotifera; Eurotatoria; Philodinida; Philodinidae
Source: the annotation of a GenBank genome assembly
AUGACACGUAUACGACACAAUAAGAGAAAUCGAUAUUGCUGUUUAUGUAUCAUUUUCUAUUUUAUCAUUGGAUGUAGCUUUUUUAUUACUAAAUCAAACUUGAACGAUUCACUACAAUCGAAAUGUUUGCCUAAAAAUCCUGAUAAUGAAAUAGUUGAUCGUCAAGAUGAAUGGGAAUAUCAAAAUAGUAUCACUGGUCAAUGGUAUCAUUGGAGAACAGUAUAUAAAAGACAAAAUAAUCCAACUGAAUGGCGUGUCAAUUGGUUAAAUGUUGCUCCAAAAUCAUAUCUCGGUGUUAUUGUCUAUCUGGCUCCAUACGGUGAGUUUAAAUCACUUCAGACAUCACUUGCUCAAUUAUCUCAUUUGCUAUCAAAUAAUCCACGACCUAUUGCCAUUUUUCAUGAAGGUGAUCUUAGUGAUAAUAAUAUUCAACAAUCUCUAGCUCAAACAUUAGGUAAUCAUACUCCAUUAACUUUUGAACGUAUCAAAUUUUCUAAUAGUCCAAUUCAGCCUGGACGUGCUCAUCGUCGAUGGUCACCUAAGUAUUUUCAUAUGUGUCGAUUUUUUACUCUGAUGCUUCCAAGUCAUCCUUUAUUAACAUUAUUUACAUUUUAUUGGCGACUUGAUACACAUUCCUAUAUAUUGGGACAAAAACCUAUUAAAGAUCCAUUUGAUAUUAUGAAAAAACGAAAUAUUCAAUAUGCAUUUACAAUGGCUAAUAUAGACGAUGAAUUACAUACUCAUGGUUUAUGGUCAUUUUUUCAUGAAUUUCUCAAAGAAUAUUGUUUAAAACCUUCAAUAAAUUUUCGUGAAACACAAACUAGUUGGUUCAAUAGUUAUUCAUUUGCGAUUAUUUAUACAAAUUUUGCUAUAGCUAAUGUUUCUCUUUUUCGUGAUCAUUCAUUAAUACAAGCUUGGCUUCAUAAAGUUGAUCAUAAUGGUGGUAUUUAUCGUUAUCGAUGGGGUGAUGCACCUAUUCAUACUUUGAUUCUUACUCAAUUAAUUUCACGAAAUCAACUUGUACGUCUCAGAUAUUUUGGUUAUAUGCAUCGAAAUGAAUAUGUUUGUGCUAAUGGCAUAAAAGGUUAUUUAUGUAAAGCACAAACAAAACCAUUAUUUACAGAUCCUAAAACUACGUAUCACUAUCAACCAGAUGGAUGUAACCCAUCUUCUGGAAAUCCUCUAUGUCACUAUUAUCCAGAGAUUAUAUUAUGA